AUGAUCAAGGACUGGGACGACGAUUGGGAGGCACCGGAGCCGGAGGAAGUUCGAAAGAAGAGGAUGAAAGAAUGGGAGGAGAGUCGGCAUAGCCUGCCUUGGAAGGCGGUCGUGGACUUUUUGGACUACAAUCACUUCAAAAAUCGGUAUUCGCCAGAAGAAGGACUCGCGAUUAUCGAGGUGCUCCUGGGCGCUCCAGGCCUCGCGCAAGAUAUCUGGCGAGAAAGCAGUCAACGCCGGAUGCAGUCCAUGGGGAUGCGGAUGAUGAUGAUGAUGCCACCGGGCGCUUCGCGAUCCCGAGAAGAGGAGGACAGCUGGGUUCAGCGUGUGAGAAUCCAAUCGCCUCAACUCCUUCUCAUUCUUUCCCGAUUGACUGGCCAUGGAGACAAAUGGAGCAACUCGGGGCCUCGACUCUUCUACCGACCUUUUGUCGCCUUGCACUACUACCUACCACAGAUGAAGGAAUGUCUGACCAUUCUGGAAGCACACUGGUCCAAGGCGAGUCAGACAGGUGAUUCUGAUGCGGGCAUUGCCGGCUCUCCGGCUGUGUCGAAACGCAAGAAGAGGACUGAGGGCGAUGAUUCUGACCCUGAGAGAGGCUCUUUCAGACCUCAGAGUCCCGCCGAAUCGGUGCUGGGACCUAUCGCCGAUUCGGUCACUGCACUCCACCAUGUGCGAAAGUAUGUUGAGUUCAUGGAAAAGGAGAUCGAGCCUUUGUGGAAGCGUGCGGCGGGAAACACCCACCGUCGGGUCUCCUUUGUGGACUUGUGGAUGUCGUUUCAGCCCGGCGAGCUCAUCUACCUCCCGUCUGCAUCGGAGGUAUCGGCCGGACAGAUCUGGCCCGAGCCAGCGAAUAUGUCACAGAAACUGUGGCGGCUGCAUACAAUCUGUCGCGAUCCCUAUUCGACGAGUCCCCACUGUGAUAUCCCCAUGAAUUCCGGCCAGGAGCUAGAUCUCUGGUGCUAUUUCAUCGACUACAAUGGCGUCUCGUACGAGCCGUAUCCGAAGAGAUUCAGCAUCAAGGCCUAUGAAGGCCAGAGGGAUAUUACGACCCUGCAAGCGUACCCGCUCCGCUUUUAUAAAGAAAAGGACGACUUGUUGGAAUCCCAGCGCCAGCUUGGAGAGUCGUUCCAAUGGGUCCUGAAAGAGAGGUAUCUCUACUACGAAGGCUGGACUCUGGCCCACGAGCCAACGACCAGUUCAACGGAUAGAGGGACUUCGGAGCAUGUCGACGGGCCGGUGAUGAUCGACUUUGUCGAAGCCCAUAAGUUUGAUGACGGACUGGCCACCAAGUCCGGGAACACCCUCACUGGAUGGGCGGAAUCGAACUGGGAUGAAAAGGAGGAUCCGAGCAUGAUCCAGCACUGGGACGUUCAGCAAUACCGGGUCCUGGGCGAGAUUGUGGAAACCCUGCAGGUGGAUGAAUCAUUUGCUGCGGUAUUCAGCCAACGAGACUUCCAGUUGAACAACUUUCUCAAGGCCGUCAGGGGAGGGAAGGCCACCCAGAUCGACGCCGAAGACCUAGUUCUCCUGCCACGCCGUCUCGUCGGUUAUACCUUUCACGACCGGAGGUUCGUCCGGUUGGACGUGAAGGGGUUCCGGUUAAUGUCCAAGGCCGAAAACGUCUUCCGAGACCUCAAGAUUGACCAGGACCACAAGCGCAUGGUCCGCGCUUUGGUGAAGUCGCACUUCCAGAAGCAAAAGCUGAAUUUGGACCUGAUCAGGGGCAAAGGCUCCGGGCUGGUGAUUCUCUUGCACGGGGUGCCUGGCGUGGGUAAAACCGCCACGGCCGAGGCUGUUGCCCAAGCCAACAACAAGCCCCUGUUUGCCAUCACCUGCGGCGAUCUGGGAUUCCAGGCCGACGGCGUAGAGUCGAACUUGAAAGAGAUCUUCCGCCUAGCCCAUCUCUGGGAUUGUGUGUUGUUGUUGGAUGAGGCCGACAUUUUCUUGACCCGACGAGACCUGGACGAUCUUACUCGCAAUGCUCUGGUAUCAGUGUUCCUCCGGGUCCUAGAAUAUUACAGCGGCGUUCUCUUCCUCACCACGAAUCGGGUCGGUCUCCUCGACGAGGCCUUCAAGUCGCGAAUUCAUCUAAGCCUGCAUUACAAGUAUCUCAGCGAGGACCAGACGCUGGCUAUUUUCAGGAACAACAUUGGCCGGCUGCGCAAGGCGGAGGAAUUGGCACAGAAAAAACACGCCGAGGAUCCCAAACAGCCUCCCCGGUCAACCUUGAAGAUCGACGAGCCAAGCAUUCUGCAUUAUGCCAAAUGGUACUUCAACAACUAUCCCGACCACCGAUGGAACGGUCGACAGAUCCGCAACGCUUUUCAGAUUGCAUACUCCUUUGCACAUUUCGACAUGCAGCCAGGUUCACAGGACACCUGGGACGAACAGGCCGAAGAAGAUGAGGAGGUGGAGAACGACGAGGACAAUGACAACGACAACGACGAGUCCUCGGACACACCUCAAGCCAAAGGAGAUGCUUCCCUUUCCCAGCCUCAAGAGCAUGUAUUGGACUACCACCAAUUCGAGCUCAUCGCGAAGACCAUCCGGAAGUUCGACAAGUACCUAUGGGAAACGACGGGAGAGACAGAAGGCGAGCAAGCGUUUCACAUGAGCAUCCGAGCCGAUGACUAUGACCCUGAUGAACUGGAAAACGAUCCAGUGUAUAAUCCACAGCCGCCGCCGCCGCGUCGGAGACAACAAGGGUUGGUCAGGGGAAGAGGAGGACAACCCCGAGGGAGAGGCGGACCAGCCCGAGGGGGCACGAUGGCACGACCAGAUCCCCGAGCGAACAACCAGAGAGUGCCCGAGCCGUAUAAACCACUGCCGAAGAAUGGUUCCAGUCGCCAGGGAGAAGGUCGAAACCCGCCCUCUAGAACAACCACACCACAGAAGGCAAGGGGAGGACUGUCCGCAUCGGCGCGAUCGCCGGCUGAUUCAAUGUACGGGGGUCGAGCUCGCGCUCCGGCAAAACGCGUUCCCCAGCAAGGAGGAGGAUCUGCUGGCUUCUCUUCCCGACAGACGGAGUACUCUGGUGACGACUAUCUGGAUGCCGGGGAGGAGGAAACCGAGGCGUAUGAGACGUUUGAUCCGGAGGAGGAUGAGUCGUAUACAUAUGAGGAUAGUUAUUACGAGGAGUAG
Penicilliopsis zonata CBS 506.65 is the source of this 3144-nucleotide messenger RNA. RefSeq lists its product as hypothetical. Lineage: Eukaryota; Fungi; Ascomycota; Eurotiomycetes; Eurotiales; Aspergillaceae. Gene Ontology annotation, molecular function: ATP binding; ATP hydrolysis activity. The record is from RefSeq and is a predicted model, not a curated record. Bases 1 to 3144 code for a protein of 1047 amino acids. The transcript has 2 exons.